GUCCCAUUUGGCGUCAGCGGGGCCGUGAGGUGCCACCACAGCAGAGGACUCUACGAAGCUCGCUUUCAAACACUACAGGCUAUGGCUUUGUGCGGCCAGCAGCCAUCUCAACCUUAGCCUGGCUACGUCGGGGCCGGCGCCGCCAGCCUCUACGACGGGCACAGCGGGCGACACCGGUUUUUGCGCCACUGCGUGGAACUGUUGCUGCAGAUGGUGAGGAUCCGGAUGUCGUUGCGGAGCAGAUCAGAGGGAGUCCUGACAUAGCCUGCCCUUUGUCACGCAGGCUGAAGGACGUGGUUUUUGUGAAAGAGAUGAGAGAUGCCAUGGCUUCAGGGGAAUUUGCCGUCAGCCUUUCGGGGGCCCAACAGUUGGCCCUCAUCGAUUAUCAGAAUCUGUGCAACAAGUUGCACAAUUUCGCCUGCAAGCUUGAGCAGGACGAGAUUGAAACCGACGUGCUGAGCCCGUUGGAGCGGGCGAAAAACUUAGCGCAGCUGUCUAAGAUUUGUGAUCAGCUUGAGGAGUACAUCCUGAAGAUGGCAAAAACGGAUUGGCAGUCCAAGGGCGCCAGCUCCAGUGGCGAUGCCAAGUCAGGCCGGCUACAGGAUCCCAGGCGGCUCUCCUGGUACGUCCGGGACGAUCAGACCGUCGACUUAGAUGGAGCAUUUAGCGACCCCGGAAAAGCAGCGCGCUUUUCUCGAGAUUUGUGGGAGCGCUUGAAUGGGCAGAGUCACGGGGGUGAACCGAAGACUCCACCAAGCGACUCGCCGCUUGCAGCCGCGAGAGCAGUGGAGCUGAAGGCGGCGAAGGAUGCAGCCGCGAAUGCGGAGGAGGUGCGACAGCGAUUCCUGGCCAAGGCUGCGGACCAGUUGGGGCCGAAGCGUUCAAGCCCGGAGGCGCCGCCUGCGGGUGCCGACGAGCUCCGAGAGCUCAGGUCCGAACUUCGAGGCUACGAGGAGGAUGUCCGGAAAAGGCGGAGCCUGGUGUCCUUGCGAAACAUCGAGUGGCUGCUCCAGCGAAGUGCGGAUGAGCUGGAAAGAGAUCUUCUCGGGACAAACAUGUCGGAGUGGGCCGUAGCUGGACCCCAGCUGAAGCUUCUGGUCGCCGAGUUCUCCCUCAUGGAGAAGCAGGCAUCCUCUCCUAGUCUUCCCAGCGUAUGGCAUCUGGUACAGACCUGA
This is a messenger RNA of Symbiodinium sp. CCMP2456, 1175 nucleotides long. NCBI's taxonomy places the organism in Eukaryota, Dinophyceae, Suessiales, Symbiodiniaceae. The record is from the annotation of a GenBank genome assembly.